CUUUUUUCUGUUAUAUUUCUUCUGCACUAGAUUUGCAUAGAGAUUGUCAAGCUAUGGAGGGAGUUAGCAUGAGUGCGGUGGCCACCGUGGGAGUGAUUGUUCUGUGCAUUAUGAGAAUAUAUUUCAUGAAAGGGCCGCUAAAUUGGCCACUAGCGGGUAUGGUACCAUGGAUAUUGUGGCAUAUAGGUAAUAUUUAUGAGGAAGGGUGCAAAUUAGUACUUGAGAAGGGUGGGACUUUCAUAGUUAGAGGCCCCUGGUUCUUGAGAAGCAAUCUGUUCGAAGUAGUCACACAUACACCCGAUAAUGUACAGUAUAUUCUGAAGGAGAAUUUUAGCAAUUUCCCUAAAGGACCCUAUUUCAAAGAAGUGUUUUUUCACACAUUUGGCCAUGGUAUAUUUACCUCAGAUGAUGAACUGUGGAAGCGCCAAAGAAAGCCCACGGUAAUGGCAGUAAGUAGCAGUAUAUUCAAGGAUAGGAAUUUAAAAAUGUUGCAGAAAUCUCUGCAAGAGAAGCUUUUGCCACUUAUUGAAGAAUUAAAAGAGAAAAAAGCCUCGGUUGACCUGCAACAGCUACUCGUUGAGUUCACAAUGGAUAAUUUCUUUAUGGCUAUUUUUGGGAGGGAAGCAGAAAAUGGAACUUUUACUUCGGCCUUUGAUGAAGCUACUGAAUGCUGCAUUUACCGUUUUGUCUGCCCUUCAUUUGCAUGGAAGUUUAUGAGAUUUUUUAACAUUGGUUUUGAGAAAAGUUUGAAAGAAGCUGAAGCCAUAGUAAAAGGCUCUGUAACAGAGAUGGUGAAGGCUAGAGUUAAGGAGCUGGAGAAUGAUAAGGAAUUACAGGGAGACAUAUUAUCCAACUUCAUCAAAUUGGAAAGAGAUCAAGGACGCACUCCUUCUCAAGAAGUGUUGGAGGGAUUAGCAAUGAGCAUGUUUCUUGCGGGGAAAGACACUACUGGCCUAGCAAUGUCAUGGUUCUUUUGGUUUAUAUGCAUGCAUCCACAUGUGGAGGAGAAAAUCGUCUCUGAACUUUCCCAGAUUUUGAAGUCAAAACAUUUGAGCGAUGGAUACGAUACCUCGAAGGUUUUUGGUUGGGAAGAAUUGAGAAGCAUGAACUAUUUGCAGGCUGCUUUGUCUGAAACUAUGAGGCUUCGCCCCCCUGUUCCUGCAGUUUUCAGAGAAGCAAUAAUUGAUACUGUGCUACCGGAUGGAACUCAUAUUAAGAAAGGCACAAAGUGUCUGGUAUUCAUUUAUGCCACUAAUAGAAUGGAAAGUACAUGGGGGAAGGAUGCCCUUGAAUUCAAGCCCGAGAGAUGGAUUGGUAAAGGGGGAGUAUAUAUGAACCAGAGUGAAUACAAGUAUCCAGUGUUUGUUGCAGGUCCUAGGAUAUGCGUUGGGAAGGACUUGGCCUAUGCGAAUAUGAAGUGCAUAGUUGCCAAUAUCCUUGCACGUUAUCGAGUAAAACUUGAAGCUGGUCAUCAAGUGAAGCCCAAGCUUGGGAUAACUCUAUUCAUGAAGCAUGGCCUCAAAGUCACCCUGCAUGCCAGAAAUGAUAUACUUCCCUAAAAUUGUACUAGUAGAUAUGUUUCAAUAAUCUAGUCUUUGAUUAGGCUCUAUUUAUAUUCACAAUUGGACGAUUUAAUAUAUGUAUAAUAAGAAUUUGUAAAAUGAAACAUACCUUUCAUAUU
Molecule: messenger RNA, 1681 nt
Organism: Cryptomeria japonica (Japanese cedar)
Lineage: Eukaryota; Viridiplantae; Streptophyta; Pinopsida; Cupressales; Cupressaceae
Product: cytochrome P450 86B1
Exons: 2
Coding region: 54-1559 (501 amino acids)
Molecular function (GO): heme binding; oxidoreductase activity, acting on paired donors, with incorporation or reduction of molecular oxygen; monooxygenase activity
Source: RefSeq, a predicted model, not a curated record